This is a messenger RNA of Colletotrichum costaricense, 1707 nucleotides long. RefSeq lists its product as uncharacterized. The coding region runs from base 1 to 1707 and encodes 568 amino acids. Lineage: Eukaryota; Fungi; Ascomycota; Sordariomycetes; Glomerellales; Glomerellaceae. The record is from RefSeq and is a predicted model, not a curated record. Gene Ontology annotation, molecular function: FAD binding; oxidoreductase activity. The transcript is spliced from 2 exons.
AUGCUUGUUGCUUACUCGGCGAAGGUCCCGGAAAACAGCUGCUGGCCGUCUCCCUCCCAAUGGGAUGCUCUCAACACCUCUAUAUCCGGCAAACUGGUCGACGUGCAACCUGUUGCAGUUUCCUGCUAUCCCGGCGCUCUGUUCAACAUCGACACUUGUGCGGAUGUCAGCUCGAAGUGGGACAAUUGUGCUUGGCAGGCUGAACAGCCCGCCGGGUUGUGCCAGGAGGCUGACGAUCUGAAAUGCCCUCUAGUUGUUCCGCCGGCCGUGUCUGAAGAUGACUGCACCAACGGAAACGAGCCCAGAUAUGCAGUCAAUGCGACUGCAGCCGGGGACGUGGCAGCUGCCAUCCAGUUUGCGAAAGAUAACAACAUCAGACUUGUUAUCAAAACAACUGGCCACGAUUUUCUCAGGCGCUCCCAAGGGUUCGGGAGUUUGUUGGUCUGGAUGAGGUACUAUCGUACAGGCCUCGACUUCCAGCAGACGUUUCAAUCCUCUUGCUCCGAGGCCUUGAAUUGGAAAGGCAGUGCCCUGAAGAUUGGUGGAGGGUACCAGUGGAGUGAUGUCUACGCCGUGGCGGCAGCAAACAAUGUCAUUGUGGUUGGCGGAGGAGCGCCUUCAAUUGGUGCCAUCGGUGGCUGGUUACAAGGAGGCGGGUAUGGACCAGCCACUCAUCAAUACGGCAUAGGAGCCGAUCAACUCCUGGAGGCCGAGGUUGCAUUAGCAGAUGGGUCUAUUGUCAUCGCCAACACAUGCCAAAACUCGGACGUCUGGUCUGCCAUACGAGGUGGAGGCCCAAGCACUUACGGAGUUGUACUUUCGGCAACUUUCAAAGCAUACCCAAACGUUGGUGCUGUGGGUCAAAAGCUCUCCUUUGAUAUCCCAUCUACAAACAGCUCUGCCUUCAUGAACGCCAUGGCGGUGCUGUACUCAUCACUUCCUGAUCUCAUCGAAGAGGGUUUUACGGUAUUCGGCCACUGGGGCAUAUCCAACGUUUCACUUAUUGGAAGUGCUCCUCCGGGUUACUUCCACAAUGCCUACAUGAUCAAUAGGACUGUAGAAGAGGCACAGGCUGUGUUCUCUCCAGUGCAACAGAAGCUUGCGGCUUUUGGUCUGAACAUAACUCAGAGAUGGGCGUCAUAUGAUGACUACUGGGCGCUGUUUAACAACGUAUCCGGGGGCGACAAUCCGGGUUUCCCCAUUGGCGUCAUCUAUUCUCGAUUUAUGGAUAAAACGGCGAUGCAAGAUAAUCCGUCAGACCUACUCCAGACGCUUGACACAUUGGCUGGGGCUCCUGGAGACUCUACCCGCCUCGCUAUAGAAUGCAUGUCAGGCGGCAAGGUUUUUGAGGAUGCCAACGAUCGUUACUCCAGCGCUCACCCCGCAUGGCGUAGCUCGUACUGCCUGCAACUAGUUCAGCGUGGAUGGCCGCCGGAUGCCGACAAGGCGUUCAUUUCGGCCGUGAAAGACGACGUCACUUCGGUCAAAGGCGGUGCUCUGAUAGCGCUGGCGCCAGACACGGGUACGUACAUGAACGAGGCUGGUUGGGAAGAUCCAAAUUGGAAGGACAAUUUCUACGGUUCAAACUAUCCUCGUCUGUUGGAUAUCAAAAAACAGCGGGAUCCGGGCAGUGUGUUCUACUGUCCUACUUGUGUCGGAAGCGAUGAAUGGGUCGAAGAUGAAUCUGGUAGGUUGUGCCGAGUCUAA